UUGUGCGGUCGAAGUCACUCCAACGAUGCGAAAGAAUCCCUCCGCCCGGCAACUUGGAGCAAUUUCUCGCGCCGGCCACGGCUGUCGUCCAGGCCGGUCGCGGCUGUGGCGGGUGGCGGCUGCCUCUCUCCCUCACCCUAAAAUUCGUCUGCGCACUCCCGUACACAAUCACAGACUUCUAGCGCUUCGCGUGUGCGGUGUCUCAGAGCUUCUGUCAUCCCGAAUUUCAGAAGUUGAGGUUCUCCGGUGCCUUGUCAUCCGACUGGGAACCUUCCGUUUCGGGAGCGCUCCUUCUUCAUUAUACCAAGCGCAGAAGAAGAUGUCGGACUCUUUCAGAAGUUUCCUCAGUUCUCUGCAAUUGGGUUCGCGUUCGCCGAAAGAACAAGCUGACCGGUAUCGAGAAGUCCUCGAUAGUAUUCUGGCUAUUCCAGAUGAGACCGAGAGAUGCGAGCGGCUCAAAGUUUUCGUUGAGUCCGUUGUCAACGAGAAUGUGUCCCUUGUCAUCUCCCGUCAGCUCCUGAGCGACGUUGCAAGUCAUGUCCAGCAGAUGGGACAUGGUCAGAAAUCGAAAGAUUUCUGUCUAUUUACCUUGGACAAAUUGCAAACGAGGAUAAUCUCUUUCCAGGAGCAGGACAUUGCCGUCAGACAUCAUCUGGCUGAUAUAUACGAGCAUGAGAGUCAAUGGCAAGAAGCUGCAUCCGUUUUGAGUGAGAUCCCUCUCGACAACGGUCAGAGACAGUAUGCUAAGGAUUACAAAGUCACAACUUACCUGAGAAUUUCUCGGCUAUAUCUGGAAUGCGGCGAGGUCUCAAAGGCUGAAACUUUUCUGAACCGAGCGUCGCUGCUCCAUCCUGAGAGUAACGAUGACAACAUGGUAUUGUACAAGAUCUGCCAUGCAAGAAUCCUGGACUACAAAAGGAAAUUCAUGGAAGCCGCGCAGAAGUACAGUGAAAUCUCCUACUGUCCACUGGUCUCGCAGAAGGAGCAAAUGUCCGCUUUGAAAAACGCUCUCAUUUGCACGACGCUGGCCUCGGCGGGGCAGAUACGUUCGCGGAUGCUCGCAUCGCUAUUCAAGGAUGAACGUUCGCAGAAAUUACCGAGUUUCAAUAUUUUGGAGAAAAUGUACCUCGAUCGAAUAAUCAGACGGAGUGAGCUCGAUGAGUUCGCGCAGCUCCUUCAGCCCCAUCAGAAAGGGAUCAAAGAUGGGGGUGCCCCUUUCCUCGAGAGCGCUAUUGUCGAACACAAUCUCUUGUCGGCUUCGAAGCUCUACAAUAACAUCACCUUCCUCGAGCUCGGGGCCCUACUCGAAAUCGAUCCCGAAAACGCAGAGAAAUGCGCGAGUCAAAUGAUCACCGAGGGAAGAUUGCGAGGCUUCAUCGAUCAGAUAGAUGGCAUGGUGCAGUUCGAAGAUUCGGCGCCGCUGCCCCAAUGGAACUCGAGGAUCGGCCAGCUGUGCAGCCAAGUGAACACAGUUUUGGAAAAUAUCGCGACGGUUCACCCAGAAUGGUUAGCCCAUGUCAAUUCCGAAAAAGAGGAACCGAUGGUCUCUUAAUGCUCAGUUUGAAUCAGGCGCGCCCUGGUCCGGCUGCGGAAGUUGAUCUAUUCAGGUAUCUGAUGACUGUUAAUAUCGGAUGGAACGAAUACAGGAUGCAGCAGAGUAGGGAACAGCAGUUCCU
This is a messenger RNA of Galendromus occidentalis (western predatory mite), 1676 nucleotides long. RefSeq names its product COP9 signalosome subunit 4 (gene CSN4). Gene Ontology annotation, cellular component: COP9 signalosome; cytosol. NCBI's taxonomy places the organism in Eukaryota, Metazoa, Arthropoda, Arachnida, Mesostigmata, Phytoseiidae. The transcript has 7 exons. The record is from RefSeq and is a predicted model, not a curated record. Gene Ontology annotation, molecular function: protein binding. Bases 26 to 1552 code for a protein of 508 amino acids.